AUGGAUUCUCCAAUCCUGGUAUACGUCCACGGGGGUUUCUGGCAGACGCUAUCGCGUGAGAUAUCUCGGUACCCUGCGCUGCCGCUUUACCGCUCUCAGAUCAAAACAAUUGUGGUUGGGUACGAUCUGAGCCCGUUCGUUACGCUGCCGGAAAUAGUGCGUCAGAUUGAAAAUGCCGCGAAAUUCGUGUUCGAGUACGCGGAGAAAAUGGGAUCAAGAGGCAUGUACUUCGCAGGUCACUCAUCCGGCGGGCAAUUGGUGGCUAAACUAUUAAGCAAUGUCGAUUUCUUCGAGGACAAUCCAGGAUCGCAUCGGUUACGAGGAGUUUUCCUUAUAUCGGGCAUAUACGAUUUACGGGAGUUAGUCUACACAUCUGUAAAUGACGCUGUACAACUCCCACAUGAAUAUGCAAUACCACUGUCGCCUUUAUUCGAUUUCUAUACUCAUUUGCAGUCAAGAAAAUUGAGAGUGUACAUCCUAGCCGCCCAAAACGACAGCCCAACGUUCAAAAAACAGUCUAGAGAGUUCUACGCACUUCUUCAUAACAUUCUUAUGCAGAAUGUGUAUUUGGAAAUAAAAGACGAUUUAGAUCACUUUAGUAUUGUCGAAAUCCUCGCUGAAGAUGAUAAUUACCUUAAGAAUCUGAUUGUUUACGAUAUACAAAAACAUUUGUAA
Molecule: messenger RNA, 675 nt
Organism: Parnassius apollo (apollo)
Lineage: Eukaryota; Metazoa; Arthropoda; Insecta; Lepidoptera; Papilionidae
Source: the annotation of a GenBank genome assembly